GUUUCGUGCGCUAUGCUCAUCCGAUAACCUGCCAAUGCCAAUGCCAGCUGAUGCCACGAUGCAAGUUGACGCUUGAUUGUUCGUCGAGAUUCGGCUCCGACCUAUCUGACCUGGAUUUCCUUUUUCGAGCUACGUAAAGACGCAUCAAUUCCGGCAAAAUGGUGGAAAUCGAGUCGAUGACGAGAUACGUCUCGCCAGUGAACCCAGCUGUCUUUCCCCUGCUGGCUGUUGUGCUGCUAGGUAUCGGAGUGUUCUUCACGGCCUGGUUCUUCGUGUACGAGGUCACCAGCACUAAAUUCACGCGAGAUAUAUGCAAAGAGGCGUUAAUCUCCCUGGUUGCGGCCUUGUUCUCUAGCUUUGGAGUACUAUUCCUGCUGCUCUGGGUUGGGAUAUACGUAUAGAUAUCGUGUCGAUAAGGUGUUAAAAUUUUUACUGAGGAAAUAUUCGUAAUUGUUAAAAAUAAAAAAUUGUACAUAAUAUGAAA
Messenger RNA from Monomorium pharaonis (pharaoh ant), 484 nucleotides. RefSeq names its product transmembrane protein 258 (gene kud). Gene Ontology annotation, biological process: protein N-linked glycosylation. The transcript has 2 exons. Gene Ontology annotation, cellular component: membrane-bounded organelle. NCBI's taxonomy places the organism in Eukaryota, Metazoa, Arthropoda, Insecta, Hymenoptera, Formicidae. Bases 159 to 401 code for a protein of 80 amino acids. The record is from RefSeq and is a predicted model, not a curated record.